Messenger RNA from Dichomitus squalens LYAD-421 SS1, 694 nucleotides. Its product is annotated as nucleoside diphosphate kinase. Gene Ontology annotation, molecular function: nucleoside diphosphate kinase activity. Gene Ontology annotation, biological process: UTP biosynthetic process; GTP biosynthetic process; CTP biosynthetic process. The transcript has 5 exons. Bases 49 to 504 code for a protein of 151 amino acids. The record is from RefSeq and is a predicted model, not a curated record. Lineage: Eukaryota; Fungi; Basidiomycota; Agaricomycetes; Polyporales; Polyporaceae.
CAUCUCUUUAUCUUCUUCCAUCUUCCCAAGCCCACUCCUACAGUCGCCAUGUCGGUCAACGAGCGCACCUACAUCAUGGUCAAGCCCGACGGUGUCCAGCGCGGACUCGUGGGCAACAUCAUUGGUCGCUUCGAGCAACGCGGCUUCAAGCUCAUUGCCCUCAAGCUUGUUCACGCUACUCCCGAGCACCUCGAGAAGCACUAUGCUGACCUCAAGGGCAAGCCCUUCUUCCCUGGCCUCAUCCAGUACAUGGCUUCCGGCCCCGUCGUUGCCAUGGUUUGGCAGGGUCUUGAUGCCGUCAAGACCGGCCGCUCUAUGCUCGGCGCGACCAACCCUCUAGCGUCCGCUCCUGGCACCAUCCGUGGUGACUUUGCCCUUGCUGUCGGCCGUAACAUCUGCCACGGCUCUGACUCCGUCGAGAACGCGGAGAAGGAGAUCGCUCUUUGGUUCCCCGAGGGUAUCGUACAGUACACUCACGACCAGGCCAAGUGGAUCUUCGAGUGAAUGCUGCACAGAGAAGUCGAAAGCAGUAUCAUUGUGUAAAACAGACGUCCAGCAUGUAAUCUAGAAGUCCAUUCCGCGCAUGCCCGUGAUCUCACUGCUUUUUCUGGAGUGCUACUACGCCAGAUCAGAAGCGCUCAAGUGCUAUGUCCCACGCUUCCUCGUCGGGUCCCAUAGGGAUUAUCCGCUCCGA